AUAGACGCGCCGGCAGGAAUAAUAAUGGCAGCCGUCGUAGUAACGCCUCGUGGCAUGGCGUGGUCGUGGCUGGCGUUGGCGGUGUGCGUCGCGACGGCGCUGCGGGCGCCGGCCGCGUCGGCCGAGGCGGCGGCGUACAUCGUGCACAUGGACAAGUCGGCCAUGCCCAGGGCGUUCGCGAGCCACCAGCGGUGGUACGAGUCCACGCUCUCCGCGGCCGCCCCGGGCGCCGGCAUGUACUACGUCUAUGACCACGCGGCGCACGGGUUCGCCGCGCGGCUGCGCGACGAGGAGGUCGAGGCGCUCCGGCGGUCGCGCGGGUUCGUGUCGUGCUACCUUGACGACGCCGCGGCGGUGACCCGCGACACGACGCACACGCCCGAGUUCCUCGGCGUCAGCGCGCCGGGGGGGCUGUGGGAGGCAGCCGGCUAUGGCGACGGCGUCAUCGUCGGAGUGGUGGACACGGGCGUGUGGCCCGAGAGCGCGAGCUUCCGCGACGACGGGCUCCCGCCGGUGCCUGCGCGGUGGAAGGGCGCCUGCGAGUCCGGCACGGCGUUCGACGGCUCCAAGGCGUGCAACCGGAAGCUCAUCGGCGCGCGCAAGUUCAACAAGGGCCUCAUCGCCAACGAGAACGUGACCAUCGCUGUCAACUCCCCGCGGGACACCGACGGCCACGGCACGCACACCUCGUCCACGGCCGCAGGCUCGCCCGUGCCGGGCGCGUCCUUCUUCGGCUACGCGCCAGGCACCGCGCGCGGCAUGGCGCCCCGAGCCAGGGUGGCCAUGUACAAGGCCCUGUGGGACGAGGGCACCUACCCGUCCGACAUACUCGCCGCCAUAGACCAGGCCAUCGCCGACGGCGUCGACGUCAUCUCCCUCUCCCUCGGCCUGGACGGCAGCCCCCUGUACCGGGACCCCAUCGCUAUCGGUGCAUUCGCCGCGAUGCAGCGGGGCGUGUUCGUGUCGACCUCGGCGGGCAACGAAGGCCCCGACCUCGGCUUCCUCCACAACGGCACACCGUGGACGCUCACCGUCGCGUCGGGCACGGUGGACCGGGAGUUCUCCGGUGUCGUGACCCUCGGCGACGGCACGACCGUCAUCGGCGAAUCACUGUACCCGGGCGGCCCGACCUCUCUCGCGGCCACCGGUCUCGUCUUCCUCGACGCGUGCAACAACUCCACCGUGCUCGCCAUGAACCGCGACAAGGUCAUCCUCUGCGACCCCGACUCGCUGGGGGACGCCAUUUCCACGUUGCAGGAAGCCAAGGUGCGCGCGGGCCUCUUCCUGUCCAACGACUCGUUCAGCGAGCUCUACGAAAGCUUUACCUUCCCGGGCGUCAUCCUGAGCCCACAAGACGGGCCCCUGCUGCUCCAGUACAUACGAAGCAGCCACGCGCCCAAGGCCGCGGUAAAGUUCGAAGUGACCAUCCUGGGCACCAAGCCCGCGCCGAUGGUGGCGACGUACACCUCCCGCGGCCCGUCGGGGAGCUGCCCGACGGUGCUCAAGCCCGACGUGAUGGCGCCGGGCUCGCUUAUACUGGCCUCGUGGGCGGAGAACAUCAGCGUGGCCACCGUCGGGUCGCGGAAGCUCUACAGCCGGUUCAACAUCAUCUCUGGCACGUCCAUGGCGUGCCCGCACGCGUCCGGGGUGGCCGCGCUGCUCAAGGCCGCGCACCCGGAGUGGAGCCCGGCCAUGGUCCGCUCGGCGAUGAUGACGACGGCCAGCCCGGUGGACAACACUGGGGCGUCCAUCAAGGACAUGGGCAGCCGCAACCACCCCGCGUCGCCGCUGGCGAUGGGCUCCGGCCACAUCGACCCGAGCCGCGCCGCGGACCCGGGCCUGGUCUACGACGCCGCGCCGGAGGACUACGUCAAGCUCAUGUGCGCCAUGAACUACACCGCGGCGCAGAUCAGGACCGUCGUGCAAUCGACGUCCUACGCCGUGGACUGCGCCGGCGCGUCCCUCGACCUCAACUACCCAUCGUUCAUAGCGUUCUUCAACGCGAACGGCAGCGGCGUGGGCGAGAGGACGUUCACUAGGACCGUGACCAACGUGGGCGGCGCGCCGGCGAGCUACAGCGCCGAAGUUGUUGGCCUGAAAGGGCUGACGGUGACCGUGACUCCGGAAAGGUUGGUCUUCGGCAGCAAGAACGAGAAGCUUAAGUACACGCUCGUGAUCCGGGGGCAGAUGAAUAGCAAUACCGGCGAUGUGCUGCAAGGAUCGUUGACGUGGGUUGACGACGCCGGCAAGUACACGGUGAGAAGUCCGAUCGUCGCAACCACCGCGAGCUCACAGCAGUUUUAGGAUCCGUGCGUAUAUCAAUUUGUUGGAGUCUAUGUAAGCAGAUCAGGCAAGUAAAGCUUUAAAAAAAGAUCAGGCAAGUAAAGCUCGUCAACAUCUGAGCA
Molecule: messenger RNA, 2405 nt
Organism: Panicum hallii
Lineage: Eukaryota; Viridiplantae; Streptophyta; Magnoliopsida; Poales; Poaceae
Product: subtilisin-like protease SBT1.9
Exons: 1
Coding region: 25-2304 (759 amino acids)
Biological process (GO): proteolysis
Molecular function (GO): serine-type endopeptidase activity
Source: RefSeq, a predicted model, not a curated record